GGCAGGCCUGAAAACGUUCUUGUCAGGAUCACAAGUUCCUGAGAAUAAGAAUGUAGAAUAGUUGCAGUUGGAAGGGCCCCAUUUGAGGUCAUCUGAUAAAAGCCCUUGCUCAGGGCCAGCUUCAAAAUCAUGUUUGGCUGCUCAAGGCCUCCAAAGACUGGAUCGUCUCACCACAGACAUAGCUGUUCUUCUUCUUCAGGCACAAGAAGCAGCUGGCUAAAGGUGUUGAGAGUGACUCCAAAGCACAGAGGCAGGACAUAUGAAGACGAGAGACUCUGGCCCCCUUGUCCCCACCCUGUAUUUGUUAGUGUUUGCUGUGCUGGUUCCCUCUCCUCAUCUUUUUAUGAAAUUCAAACAAAUGCUUCAGCUUCUUAUUCCUGCCUGCUGACAGCACCAGGGUGGCCAUGACUCAACCCAGCUUCCAGGACUGAGGGGCAGAGGUGGUGAGAGAUCUGUCUCAGGGUGAGACCCCACAACGGUGCCAAUGGAAAGCACGUACUCGAUGGAGCCUGCACCUGAUGGUGCUGGCCUCACCUCGCUGGAUGUGCUCAUCUUCCUGGACGCCCCGGUGAACAGCACGGAGGAGCAGUGCUUCAGCGCCCGCUCCCGCAGCACUGUCCUGGAGGGGCUGCCCUUUGGUGGCGUGCCCACUGUGCUCGCCAUCAACUUCAUCCUGUGGCUGCUUCUCCUUCUGGUCUUCUCAUGUCUUCGGAAAGCAGCCUGGGACUACGGGCGCCUGGCACUGCUGAUGGACAAUGAUAGCCUGACAUCGCUUUUCUAUGGAGAGCAGAGCGAGAAGGAAAAGUCCCCGUCAGAGAGCAGCCCUCUGGAUGCUGACAACAAGGAUGUGGGAUUCUGUUCCUGGCUUCUUUCUAUCUACCAGAUGAAGGAUGAGGAGAUUCAGAGCAAGUGUGGGAUCGAUGCCACCACCUACCUCUCCUUCCAGCGGCACCUCCUGGUCCUGCUGAUGCUGGUUUGUGUGCUCUCCGUGGCUGUCAUCCUGCCUGUCAACUUCUCAGGGGACCUCCUGGGACACAAUCCCACCCACUUUGGCCGGACAACCAUCGCAAACAUCCCAACUCAAGACCGUCUCCUGUGGCUGCACAGCAUCUUUGCCCUCCUCUAUUUUAUCUUCACCAUCCUUUGCAUGGCUCACCACUCUGUCCACCUGGAAUACAGAGAGAAUGAGAAGAUUGCCCGGACACUGAUGGUUACCCACAUCCCCAAGGAGAUCACAGACCCUUCACUUAUCAUCAAGCAUUUCCAUGAGGCUUAUCCCAGCUGCACCGUCACCAACGUCCAGUUCUGCUUCGACGUGCGCAAGCUGAUGAAGCUGGAUGCGGAGAGGCGCAAAGCAAUGAAGGGGCGGCUUUACUUCACCACCAAGGCGCAGAAAGAGGGGAAGAUCAUGAUCAAAACUCACCCCUGCGCCCGCAUCUUCUGCUGCCGCUUCUGUGGCUUUGAUGAGGUGGAUGCUGAGCAGUACUACGGGGAGCUGGAGGAGAAGCUCACAGAUGAGUUCAAUGCGGAGCGCAACCGCAUCACACUCAAGCGGCUUGAUAUGGCCUUCGUCACCUUCCAGGAUGAGCGGAUGACAGCUGUGAUUUUGAAGGACUACAGCCACAUCCACUGCCGCAAGCACCCCCAGCAGUCCUCUGUCACCACUGUGGUCAAGUCACACCACUGGGGUGUUCGCUAUGCCCCUGCACCCAGCGAUAUCAUCUGGGAAAAUUUGUCAGUCCGUGGCACAUCAUGGUGGGUGCGAUUCAUUCUGCUUAAUAUCUGCCUGUUCGUCCUUCUCUUCUUCCUCACUACGCCAGCCAUCAUUGUCAACACUAUGGACAUGUUCAAUGUCACACACCCUGUGGAGAGUCUCAAGAACCCCAUCAUCACCCAGUUUUUCCCCACGCUGCUGCUCUGGGCCUUCUCAGUCUUCUUGCCCUUCCUUGUCUACUACUCAGCAUUCUUCGAGUCUCACUGGACAAGGUCAAGUGAAAAUCAGAUCACCAUGCACAAGUGUUUCUUCUUCCUGGUGUUCAUGGUUAUCAUCCUGCCCUCUCUGGGUCUGAGCAGCCUGGACCUGUUUUUCCGCUGGCUCUUUGACACCCAUUUCCUGGAUGAGGCUGAAAUCAAGUUCCAGUGUGUUUUCCUCCCAGACAAUGGCGCCUUCUUUGUCAACUAUGUGGUCACCUCCAGCCUGAUUGGGACGGCCAUGGAGCUGCUGCGCAUCCCAGGCCUCCUGGUCUAUACUGCUCGCCUCUGCUUUGCCAAGUCUGAACCUGAGCGGCUCCAUGUCAAGCGGAGCCAAGCAUACCAGUUCCAGUUUGGACUAGAGUACGCCUGGACCUGCUGUAUCUUCUCUGUUGUCAUGACCUACAGCAUCACCUGCCCCAUCAUCGUCCCCUUUGGAUUGCUGUACAUGCUGCUCAAGCACAUGGUUGACCGGUACAACAUUUACUAUGUGUACAUCCCCACCAAACUGAACCAGCGCCUCCACGUCGCCGCCAUCAGCCAGGUCGUGGUGGCCCCCAUCCUCUGCAUGUUCUGGCUGCUCUUCUUCUCCGUCCUGCGCCUCGGUCCCACUCGGCCUGUCACUCUCUUCACCUUUGUGGUCCUCCUUUCCUGCAUCAUCUUCUCCUUCUUUGGCCUCUGCCUGAAGAAGCUGCAGCCACGGAAACCGUCUAGCUACCAGAUGUCUGACCAGUCAGAGGGCGCAUUCAAUGACGUGGAGCGGAGCAGCGUUUCCUCCACCCCAAACUCCAAUCUCUUUGUGGCCACUGUCCUGCAGGAGCCUGAGCUGAGUCUGACGCCGGCAGCCUCUCCGGCACACCAGUCCUAUGGCACCAUGGGCAACCACCUGGAGCCAGCGGAGGAUGGGGAGGAUGGGGGGCUGCAGAGCUUCGAGACAGAGCUGGAGACAGUGGAGGGCGAGUACAGGAGCGGCCCUGUGAUAGAGAGCCAGGCUCGCUACCAGUGAACAUCCCCGCCACAGGCUGAGAACAAACUGUGCUGAGAGCGGAGAACGUGCCAUGGGGCAGGAAGGAGCCUUCCCUGCACUGCUGGGGGCUACCUUGCCAAUGGGGCAGGGGAUGACAGGACUGACGUGAGGGAGACCCCAUUGCAUGGGCAGUGGCAGGAGGCUCGGAUGGUCCCUCCCGCUGCCUGCACUGGCUGAGCCCCCUAAUGUGCCCCUGUCCCCGUCUGCCUCAUCCAGCACACAGUGGGGAAGAGGGGGUGCAGCAGUGUGGGAGGAGGGUCUCUCUGAGAGGCCAUGCUUUUGGGGGCAGGAAGGAGGCCCUGACCCCUCUGAGAAGAGGGAGCAGCCCAGACAGCCUAGAUGAGUGUGCCUGCCACCACGCUGUCCUCUGGGUCCUCAGUGGCAGGGGAUGGCCACCCCUAACCCUUGCAUCUCACCCCAUCCAGCCACUGCUCAGGCAGCUGUCCUGCUGGCUCCCCUGCUGCAGGCCUGCUGCCCCUGCUUUGCCCAUUUUAGCAGGGACUGCUGACAUGUGUGUGUUUUGGUGGAAAAGGUGAGUGUCCCUACAUCUCCCAGCAGAGCCCCUACAGCCCUGCACCAAGGCAGGCAUCAAGUGCAAGCUCAACUCUUCCUCAACCCUAUCCCCCCAUCUUGCUGCACAAUGCCUGUGCCCUUGGGCUCUUGGAGAGAAGCAGGAGGGCAAGAGACAAGUGUGUUUAAUGGCUUUGAGGACAGCUCCUUGUCACUCCUCUUCCCUGGCAGCACCCCAUCAUUCUCAUGCUCUCACUGGGGUGAUUAUCUGCCCAUGGGACCCAGAAUAGCUCUGUCCUAAUGCAAUGGAACAGGGGGGGCAGGUGUAGGCUGGCAGGACCUGGACUUCCAGGUCCUCCUGGUCCACCACAUCCUGUCUGCUCUUGUCCACAAGCUGUAGCUGUGGGAUGCUCCCCCAGUAGCCACACUGCCUCUCAAGUGUGAGUCCUGCUGUGAUUAGUGUUAAUGCACCAUUACCUGCCCAGACAGCAUCUCUAGAGUUUUCCAGCUCAUCCAGAGCAGCUGUGGUGGCCCCUGGGGAUGAGGGUUUAUCCUCAUCCUGCUCAGCUCCUCUCCCACCAUAGCCCACCUGGCCAUGCUGGCUCCUCACUCAGCCCUGCUUUGGCCUCAGGGCUGAUUUUCCUGUCCCUGAUUCUCCUGCUAGCUUCAGAGCAACUAGAGUUGCACCGUCCCAGGGCAGUGCAGGGAGGGAAGGGAGGAACGUGAAGCUCUGCCAGCACCAGGGCUGCUGGCAUGGGAAGUGCUGUUGUGUAAAGGCAGGUGCUCAGCCAUGGCACUGGUUAGCAUUAGAAGUGCCACUGGAGGGGGGACAGUGUGCCAGUUCUGGGCUGGACGGGAGGUUAAAAGGCAGCCCAGCAGUGAGAGCAUCAAGGGGGCCCUUAGGACAUUCCUGUGGGGCUAGUGGGUCUCAGCUCAGCCGGCUGGCAGUCCCAUGGCCCCCAUCCCACCCACGCUCCUGCAUGCUGGGGCGGUGGCUGCAGCACACUAGUCACAAAGUGGUUGCCUCGGGGGAGCCUUGAGCUCAGAUGCACCCUUCCAAUCCCAAAAAGUUCCCUGGGGGGUUUGUGGCCUCCUACCCAGGUACCCCCAUGGCUGCCCACAGCUCAGCUGCUCCCCUCACUGCCUGCUCCAGAGGCAGCCCCAGGCAGGGCACGGGGAUGCUGGUGGCCUCUCUGAGGGUAGAAGCAAGUGCCUGCUAGUGGCACUGUGUCCUCAGGAGCUCGGGCUGCUGGUCUGAUUGCCCUUGGCUGCCCCACUGUAGGAAUGUGCCAGAGGUCUGUACCUUCUUGUGAUUUAUUGCUAUGACCGUGCCUUGAAUAAAAUGACUUCACCCA
Cyanistes caeruleus (blue tit) is the source of this 4863-nucleotide messenger RNA. The record is from RefSeq and is a predicted model, not a curated record. Lineage: Eukaryota; Metazoa; Chordata; Aves; Passeriformes; Paridae.